Fulvia fulva is the source of this 3177-nucleotide messenger RNA. RefSeq lists its product as uncharacterized. The record is from RefSeq and is a predicted model, not a curated record. Gene Ontology annotation, molecular function: RNA binding. The coding region runs from base 1 to 3177 and encodes 1058 amino acids. NCBI's taxonomy places the organism in Eukaryota, Fungi, Ascomycota, Dothideomycetes, Mycosphaerellales, Mycosphaerellaceae. The transcript is spliced from 5 exons.
AUGAGAGAUAAGUUGGAGAGCACAAAGCCAGACUGCUUGACAACAACUCUUUGGCGCACACGGCAGCGCGCUGUCUCCAGCAGACUCGAAACAUUCGCUGUCAGACCAGCGAGCACAGACCAGGGCACUUCUCGCCCUCACUUCACCGAAGCACCAAAACAAACAAGCGAACUUCACCUUCACUUGCUUCAAAUUGCACAGCCCUGUUCAUCACCCCUCCGCUUGCAGGCCUCCUCCGUCUGCACGCCACCCCUCAUCAUGGCCGAAGAGACCAGCACAGGCGCCGCAACGCCAACUUCCGCAAGCUUCGACGCAGGUGCACAAGACCUUGUGCCAUCACACGGCCCACAAAGUGCCGGCACUCACGGUCAAGUCAAGAGAAAGCUCCAGCUUUCAGGCAGCUUCAAUACCAUCUCAGGUGCGAGCUCGUCCGGUCGCAUGAGGCCACCGAUGCCACUAUAUUCAUCGGACACCUGGUCGCCCACAUCCGCCGCACCACUGCGCAGCGCUGGAAUCCCUCCAAAGUCCAGCUGGGACAGCUUUGAUCGGCGCAGUUCUGUCGCUCCGCCAUUGCCAUCUCCGUCGCACUCUUUCACCACAGGUGAUCCCGGCAACAUGAGCUUGCCUGCGCGUGCUGCGGGGGCCAUCAACGGUAAUGUGAACUUCACACGCAACGGAAAUGGACGCGUGGCUGGCGCGCAAGUGUCUCCUGGUCCGGCCAGCUUCCAGCAUACCAGAACGCUCGAGUACCACAACUCACCCACCGCCACAAGCUUUUCGGGCUUCUCGAACAAUGUCGCGCAGACCGAUCCGCUACCGCAGCGUCAGUUCACAUACACGGGUCACAAGACUGGCGAUUCUUCCAGUGGUGGCAGUUUCUCCAGCCGCAACUUCGGUAUGCUAGACACACCGCGAUCAAGCACAUCCACGUUCGCGUCACAGAUUGGCCACGAGCAGCAAAGCUCUGAUGACCAGCAGUCCGUUGCUAGCGGCUCGGUCGCCCUCAGUGACCACUACACCAUGACAAACCCUGACCAAGCCGGUUCCAAGUGUGACGUCUGGGCGGAAAAAGCCUUCGCCAGAAGCCUGAGACGUGGGCUGAAGGACCCGCACGCAGACUGGGAGGAGGCAUACCCCGGCGCUCUCGCGGUGCUCUCUGCGCUCAACCCCGAGCACUAUCAGAUGCCAUACGGCACUCGUGCUGUCAACAUCAAAUCAGAGUAUCCGAAGAACGUCCUCACCUCCAUCCGUGUUGGCAAGUAUUCCGUGAUGCGCAAGGUGGCCGAUCGCAUCAUGCAAGUGUGGGAGGCUCGUGAGGAUCCGGCCGAGAAGGUCAUCUUCUUGUUCUCGAUCAAUGGCAGCAAGCGCUUUGCUGGUCUUGCUGAGAUGUGCGGACCAUACAAUCCGGAGGAUAGCAUUGCCGACUGGAUCGACGCGUCAGAUGCGACAGCUCCUUCUGUUGGCUCGUUCCCCGUCACUUGGGUCUAUGUCAAAGACAUUCCCUACCAUCAAUUCAGCCACAUCCGUCAGCCACACAAUGAUCACCCCGUCGGAAACAUGUGGAAUGGUAUGAACUUUCCAAGUGACAUCGGUCGUAUGGUGAUCGAGAAGUUUGUCACCACGCCAGCAACCUCCAGCAUCCUCGGAUAUCCAAGAAACUACAAAGAGAAUGAGGCUCUACUGGCCUCCGGCGGCCUAGACGGCGCCAACGACCGUCGCCAGGCCCAGCGUCGUGGCACUUUCAGCAGUCGCGGCGAGCGUGGAGGCGGACGUGGUGGCCGUGGAGGCCUACGUAUCAACUCGCAGAACUGGAGAUCGCAUCAUGACCCGAAUCAGCGCUACGACUCCUCUGAGGAGGAUCAUACCCCUUUGGCUGCGCGUCCACCCAGGAUGCCGAAGGUGCAGGUGGAUGGUCAUGCUCCGAAUCUGAGCACCGCCGGAGGUGGCAAUGCUGUAACGUAUCAGCCUGGUAUGCUCAUGACUGUCGCCGUCAACGAUCGAGGCCGGCUGGUCUUGGUGCCGGCUCCACAAAGCAGUGCCAGUUCUACCGCCUCCAGCGUCGGAAGCCGCAGUAAUCACGGCUCUCGCAGCUCAAAUGCUAUGGCAAUGCCCGGUGUGUCAUCUCAUGCUGGUGGCUUGCAUGGCGCACGCUCUCUGAACAGUCUGCAUCAACAUGCAUCAUCCAUGUCGGCUGUCCGGCCUCCAUCGGCAGCGAACGCUUCAUUGCUGCACCCAGCCGUGUCCAUGGGCAACAUUGGAUCGCAGUAUGGCAUGAACAAUCAGAUCAGCAGUUUCGACAGUGGAUACGGUACAACUUUACAGCCGGGUGACGAGACACCAACCCAUCGACCACCACCACAUGCUGCUCGCGGUGCGCUCAGCGUCGAGCCCAAGCUGAUGACAAUGGAGAAUGUGGAGGAUGUGGACCUGUUGCUCGCCAAGUUCCACACCAUUGUCGCCGAGCAGUAUGCGCUUCAGCAUCAGCUGAAACUGCCAACUCAGAGCGACAUGGCUAUUCGCUUGCUGAAUGCGAAGAGCGCUCGAGCCAUGGCUGAGAAGAACGAAGUUGGCAGCAAGUUGGGCCUGCUUGGCGUCAAGCAGAUCGCCAGCUAUCUGCCUGUCCGCCGUGACAGUGUCAUUGUGGCCAAUCAGCAGCAGCUCGCGAUUACGAGCGGUAAUGGCGAUAUCUCGCCAGGCCGUGUUCAAGGCACCUCGAUGAUCACUCCCUCCGGAGGCAACGACAACACACCACAAGCGAAAGAGAACACGGUCUUCGACAAAGCUCCCGGUGGCAGCGGCCGCGCCAAGAGCCACACCUACAACCAAUCAUGGGACCUGCAGAUGAAGAAGAGCAUCACCGACUUGAUCAAGUCGCCGAAGAAGAGUCCCGUCCCCGCUUCCUCCGGCCAGCCAAAGUCCCCGUUCUUCCCUCAGACCAACGACUCUGCUGAUGGCCGCGUCUCGGCCAGUUUCCCAACACCAAGCCGGUCUGGCCCAGGAAGCACUCCGACCGAUGCCAUGAAGAACUUCAGCUUCGGGCCAGGUAGAACUCCGACAGACACCAGCAAGAGCUUCAGCUUCGGACCACCUGCCGAGCAGUCUUUCAACCAGAGUGGAGGUAGUGGAAAGCAGAACUUCAGCUUCUACGGCUCAGGAGGCGGCGCGAACCUCAACUGA